GUAGUCCACAUGUCACCAAACGGGAGGGAGUUAUCUUUGUGAGAGUGUGGCGUGCGAGAAGUUCAGUGCCGGCGCGAAGUUUACGAGUUUUGUGAGACCGUUCCGCUAAAUAAAAAUGAACUAUUACCAACACAAUUACCAAAACUAUACCGAUAAAUCAGUGACUCAAACGUUCUUCCAACAAAAACAAAUGAAAGAUUACAGUUACAAGAACUACAUCCAGGACUUAAAAAAUCGCGAAUUUGAAUUCCUAAGGAAUCAAAAGUGCCCGAAUAGAACGAAAGAACCGGUAUUGCCUGAAAAUCGGCAGGAGUUCGAUUCAAGGAGAGACGGUAAUGUAAAUUCCGUACAGAAAAAUCAAUUUCAACACAUUACAAGCGACAGUUUUCGAAAACGCGUAGAAGAUACUAAGUCACAAGGUUUUAUGGAAAAGAAAUCACUGGGCAAUGGCCUGUCCGAUGGCGAAGAUACUAAACAUCUAGGUUUAAGGAUCGACACCGGCUACGUGAGCGCCGAAAGUUCCAUUGACAGCGAAGACGAGAAGGAAGCCACACACAUCUUGGAACCACCUCACACGGGAUGUUCUAUAAAUGGACCGAGAAAGUGCCUGACGUGGGCCUGCAAGGCAUGCAAGAAAAAAACCGUAGCGAUCGACAGAAGGAAGGCCGCCACUUUGAGGGAACGAAGGAGGCUGCGAAAGGUAAACGAGGCUUUCGAAAUGUUGAAGAAGAGAACGUGCAAUAAUCCUGGCCAAAGGUUGCCGAAAGUGGAGAUAUUAAGAAGUGCCAUAGAAUACAUAGAAUAUUUAGAAGAAAUUUUACAAGGUUCCAAAAGUUCCGUGGAGGCCAAUGGGACGAUGUCGACUAAAAACGAAUACGUAAAUGACGCGAGCAAUCAGUUUGUCUGCGAACGGCUUCAGCAAUUCAGCGAACCCCUUCAUCGUUUUGCAUCAUCACACACUGGUUACGAGAUAGCUUCAACCACUUCCAGCUUGGAUUGCCUCAACCUGAUUGUACAAAGUAUCACGAAUAAAAAACAGGAAAAUGUGGAGCAUGUAACAUAAUCGUAUUAUAUGGUUUUUAAUUUAUUUUAUGUACCUUAUAGAAUGAGUCAGAACGUGCCUUAACGUAGUAAAGUUUUGAAAAUUUAAAGGACCCGUCAUUUUUAUCCAAAAACUAAAAAAUUGAAAAGACUCGCUUAUUGUUAUUUCAGUGAAAUAUAAUAAUAGAAAUAGGUUUCGUGAUUCUCCAUUUAUAAUAAUUUGCCUUUCAAUUAAUUUGAAAUAAAUCAAUUAAUGAUAAUGUCAUACAUUUGAGUCUAGAACGGACAAGAGAGAUUACUGUUGUUUUCAUCGUUCUCAUGUACAGGUUCAGGUGGACUUAUAAUAGUCCCAUUGAUACCUAGGGGGCAUCGCGGUCAACGCUAUCAGACCCAACCAGAUUAUGGCACCAGGGGUAUUCAUUUAUUUGUACUGUACAAAUUGUUAUACCUGACUGCACCGGUCAUAAUUUCCUUAUAUACUGAACAAAUCAUGUUUUAAAGAAUUCAAACUUAACCAAACUUAUGUUAUAAUAUCAUAAUAUGUAUGCCUCGUACUCUGGACUAGAAUUCAAAAGAUUAGUAACAGCCAAGAUGAUUAAAGUUAUUUAAUCUGUAUCUCCCACAAUGUUAAUUGAGAAAUAAAAAUUAU
This is a messenger RNA of Anoplophora glabripennis (Asian longhorned beetle), 1690 nucleotides long. It is a transcript of the gene nau, whose product is annotated as transcription factor SUM-1. NCBI's taxonomy places the organism in Eukaryota, Metazoa, Arthropoda, Insecta, Coleoptera, Cerambycidae. The record is from RefSeq and is a predicted model, not a curated record. The transcript is spliced from 6 exons. Gene Ontology annotation, biological process: positive regulation of myoblast differentiation; regulation of transcription by RNA polymerase II; muscle organ development. The coding region runs from base 116 to 1063 and encodes 315 amino acids. Gene Ontology annotation, molecular function: DNA-binding transcription factor activity, RNA polymerase II-specific; protein dimerization activity; RNA polymerase II cis-regulatory region sequence-specific DNA binding.